CCCAGCAGCCCUGCUGCCUACCGUCCUUCUGACCGUCAUGCGCUCCGUGGCGUAGCUGCACCGUUUACCGGAUCCGUUAACCGGUUCGAGCGGCUUGUGGGGUUAGCUAGCAGCUAGCAAAAGAUGGAGGACUUUCUUUGGAGCUGCUCCGUGGCCGUGAAGUGAGAUCAUGUGGUCCAGGAGAAUCUGGAUCAGGCCGUUUCAGAGUUCCACGUGGUUCUGGGAAAUGAAGCCUGCGACGUGGACUCCAUGGUGUGUGCUCUUACCUACGCCUACUUCCUGUCAAAGACCACUUGCUCGGAGACGCUCGUCGUCCCAAUGCUGAACAUCCGUCAGGCGGAGCUGCCGCUGCGCUCGGACAGCGUCCACCUGCUGCGACAGGUAGCGCUGGACCCGGAGCUGCUGCUGUUCAGGGACCAGCUGGACCUGCGGGGACUGCACCGAGACGGCCGCCUGCGGCUGACGCUGGUCGACCACAACGUCCUGCCCAGACCAGACGGCGACCUGGAGGGGGCGGUGGUGGAGGUGAUUGACCAUCACCUGCUGGAGAGAGAGUCCUCCCCCUCCUGUCUUGUUACCGUGGAGGUGGUCGGAUCCUGUGCUUCCUUGGUAACGGAACGUAUCAUCGAGAAGGCUCCGGAAGUCCUGGACCAGCAGGUGGCCCAACUUCUCUAUGCUGCCGUGGUGUUGGACUGCGUGAACAUGGCGCCCUCAGCAGGUAAAGUGACUCCCAAAGACGAGCGCAUCGCGGCGGCGUUGGAGUCUCGUUUUCCGUCUCUGCUGCCGAGAGAAGACGUCUUCAAGAUGCUGAACGAGGCCAAGUUCAACGUCUCAGGGCUGAACACUGAACAGAUGUUGCUGAAGGACAUGAAAGCUGUUUCAGGAAGUUUGAAUGUCGCCAUCUCUGUUCUGUACGUCCCUCUAGAGGACUUCCUGCAGAGGGCGGGGCUAGAGGCGGAGCUCUCGGGUUUCUGUAUGAAGUUUGGAUUCGACCUUUUGCUGCUGAUGACCAUCUCCUUCAGGGAGAGCAAAGAGCCAAUCAGAGAGCUCGCUGUGUUCAGCCACAGCGCUGCCUGCAGACAACAGGUAAGCCACUACCUGGAACAGGCACGGGACCCCGCCCUCAACCUCUCCCCAAUCAGCAGCCCUCGUCCUCACAUCACAGCCUAUCAGCAGGGAAACUCUAUAGCGUCCCGUAAGAAGCUCCUCCCCAUCGUCACGAACUUCCUCAAGGAGCGAGAGGGAGACGGUUGCCAAGGAGGCGGUUGCCUGGGAGAUGUGGAGGAGGACGAGGAGUCGUGCUUCCCCCCCACCCCCAUGAACAGUCUGGCGGAGGGCUGUCCCCUGGACAACGGACUGCCGCACAUCAGCGCUCUGGACCUGGAGGAGAAGUUCAGCAAGAUGGCUGACCGAAGAGGGAACUGACCUUUGACCUCUGGCCUGUGUCUGUCACAUGACGACGGUAUCCCCAAAACCAAAUAACAUUUCUAUCUUAGAUGGAAUCAGUCAAAUCUUUGUUUGUUUUAUUACUCAAACACAGGGUUUUGUUCUAAAAAAAAUCCUCUGGACUAACUUGUUGUGAGGAGCAGCUUCUGGCCCUUCAAAAUAAAAUGUCACACAAGUGUUUUAGCACUGGAAGGUUUGGCUGUUUUCAUUGUGUCGCUGCGUCCACACGGGGGCGCCCACGGUGCACUAAUUAGAUUUACAGCUGCAGGUCCUUUUUUAUUUUUAUUUACAUUGAGCAAAACGUUUUUUUAGAUGGAAAUGACUUUUGGAAGAAUUUGUAUAAUGAUAGUUAAAAUAGUAAAGUAGUAAUCAUUUAUUGAUUUGAAAUUCAGAUAAGAGCAGCUGAAAUUAGAAAAUCAUCUUUUUUUUAAGUGUUUUUUUAUUUGUAUCAGCUGUGUUGUUUAUUUUACAGAGUGAGUAAAUGUGUUAUUCCACAACAGCAUUGAUUACAUGACAAUCUUUGUGAAAUCUCCAGUCAGAACAACAUUUACACCAAAAAUUCACUUUUUGAACCAAAAACUAUUAAAAAAAAAAUCUAAGCAAAUAAAAAGAUUCUUCUGCACUUUA
Molecule: messenger RNA, 2073 nt
Organism: Pungitius pungitius (ninespine stickleback)
Lineage: Eukaryota; Metazoa; Chordata; Actinopteri; Perciformes; Gasterosteidae
Gene: prune1
Product: prune exopolyphosphatase
Exons: 9
Coding region: 250-1425 (391 amino acids)
Cellular component (GO): cytoplasm
Molecular function (GO): exopolyphosphatase activity
Source: RefSeq, a predicted model, not a curated record